Messenger RNA from Morone saxatilis (striped sea-bass), 795 nucleotides. It is a transcript of the gene gtf2h4, whose product is annotated as general transcription factor IIH, polypeptide 4. The record is from RefSeq and is a predicted model, not a curated record. Gene Ontology annotation, cellular component: transcription factor TFIIH holo complex; transcription factor TFIIH core complex. The annotation marks the transcript as partial. NCBI's taxonomy places the organism in Eukaryota, Metazoa, Chordata, Actinopteri, Moronidae. Gene Ontology annotation, biological process: nucleotide-excision repair. Gene Ontology annotation, molecular function: ATPase activator activity; double-stranded DNA binding. The transcript is spliced from 6 exons.
UUUGUCUUUUGUCAUCAGAGAAAGUCUAGGCGGUACUAUCCCACCAGACUGGCCAUCACUCUGGCUGCAGGAGUGACUACCAGCUCCUCUUCCUCUUCCUCCUCUAACUUGGCUUCCACUCCUGCCACUGGAGAUGCAGGCUUCAUCGUGGUAGAAACCAAUUAUCGUAUCUACGCCUACACAAACUCAGAACUUCAAAUCGCCCUGGUGGCCCUCUUCAGUGAAAUGCUGUAUCGCUUCCCUAAUGUAGUGGUGGCUCAGGUUACAAGGGAGUCAGUGCAACAGGCCAUCGCCAAUGGCAUCACUGCACAACAGAUUAUUCACUUUCUAAGGACCAGAGCUCACCCUGUCAUGCUCAAACAGACCCCAGUCCUGCCUCCAACCAUAACAGAUCAGAUCAGACUGUGGGAGCUAGAAAGAGAUCGACUGCAGUUCACAGAGGGAGUGCUCUAUAACCAGUUCCUCUCCCAGGCUGACUUUGAGGUGCUGCGAGACAGAGCUCAGGGUCUGGGCUGCCUGGUGUGGCAGGACGUGGCUCACAGGGUGAUGGUCGUGACGCCGCAGGGACAUAGCGACGUCAAGAGGUUCUGGAAGCGACAGAAGUCCCACACGUAAUGGAAAGAAGAGAAGAAGGCGCAGUGAUUUCACACCUGAUGACAGUUAUUGCUCCAGUGUCAGGAUUUUCCUGCUGCUACAGUUGUUCACUGCUGUAGGAGAAUGGAGAUGAUAUAACUAUUUUGUCUGUUUCACAAAAUGUUGACUUCUAUGUAUUUUGGAUUAAAUGGAGAAAAUACA